CUCCAUCCUCAACCACAUCCCACAUCCCACAGCACGCGCCCUUGAUUUUAUACACACGAAGUGACUUGUCGCGAAUACAGGUCUGUCCAGUCUUUGUUUCUAGAGAGAAUAGAAGUCAUCGUUCGGACGAAAUUUCAUCGGUCGCAUAUAUCCAUUCCGACAUCGAAGAACAACAACACUGCAUGAGCGACGACAUCACCACAUACGUGUAAAAUAGCCAGGAAUCAUCAUUUCUCUGCGCGUCCACCCGAACAACAUCGCGCGCCAUGGCUUCGACAGCGCACCCAAUUCUUCCAGAGUCGGGGAAGAGGAAUAUCCUCAUUACCUCGGCUCUGCCAUACGUCAACAAUACGCCCCAUCUGGGUAACAUUAUCGGAUCAGUCCUUUCAGCCGAUUGCUUUGCUCGCUACUGUCGUGCAAGAGGCUUAAAGACAUUAUACAUCUGCGGUAGUGACGAGUACGGUACCGCAACCGAGACCAAAGCUCUGUCCGAAGGUGUCACACCAGCAGAGCUCUGCGCCAAGUACCAUGCCAUUCACAAAGAAAUAUACGACUGGUUUCGAAUCGAUUUUGACAUAUUCGGUCGCACACCGACAGCGCAACACACCGAGAUAGUACAGGACAUUUUCAAGAGACUAUGGAGCAACGGCUUCAUCGAGGAGCGUGAAACCAUACAACCAUACUGCCCCAAGCACGAGUCGUUUCUUGCCGAUCGAUUCGUAGAAGGAGAGUGCAGCAUCUGCCAUUAUCUAGAUGCUCGUGGUGACCAGUGUGAUGCUUGCGGAAACCUUCUCGAUCCACUUCAGCCUGCCGCCCAGGCGAAUGACGUCGUCGGCCAAGCACAAGAAUCGAAACCCACUGGAUGGUUGAUCAACCCUCGCUGCAAAUUGGAUGGAGCCACCCCGGAGCCACGAGCUACGAAGCAUCUCUUCCUCCGCUUAGAUGCACUAAAGGACGACGUAGUGUCCUGGUUUCGGUCGGCGAACAAAGAAUGGAGCGCGAACUGUGUGGCUAUCACAGAGAGCUGGAUCUCGAGAGGGUUACAAGCUCGUGGCAUAACUAGAGAUCUGAAAUGGGGCGUGCCCAUACCAAAGUGCGAGGGAUUAUCAGAAGAGGACUACCGCGACAAGGUAUUCUAUGUGUGGUUUGAUGCUUGCAUCGGGUAUCCCAGUAUCACCAAAAACUAUACGGAUGGAAAUAACCUAGAGGGCACGCUGUGGACAAAGUGGUGGAAGAACCCUGAAGACGUCACCCUUUACCAAUUCAUGGGCAAGGACAAUGUUCCUUUCCACAGUAUAAUAUUCCCCGCCAGUCAACUUGGAACCAAAGAGAACUGGACCAAAGUUGGUCGGUUCUCAACAACUGAGUACUUAAAUUACGAGGGUGGCAAAUUCAGCAAGUCUAGAAAUAUCGGUGUCUUUGGUAACUCAGCACGCCUCACUGGAGUCGAUGCGGAUAUCUGGCGAUUUUUCCUUCUCUCGAGGCGGCCUGAGACGAGCGACGCUGAAUUUAAGUGGGAUGAAUUUCUUGAUGUCAACAACAAUGACUUGCUGAAAAAUCUGGGAAAUUUCGUCAAUCGUGUGGUGAAAUUCACUCACGCGAAACUUGAUGGCACUAUCCCCAACUACCGCAAGUACACAGAGCCGUCAUUCGAGGAGUAUAAAGCCGAAGUUAAUGCCCAACUGAAGAACUACAUCUCUGCCAUGGAGGCGAUCAAGCUCCGCCAGGGAUUACAGACCAUUCUUGGCAUAUCAACACUUGGCAACCAGUUCCUACAGGCCAACAAACUUAGUAAUCAAACUCUCGCCGAGCAUCAUGACAAGUGCACAGCGGUUGUUGGUCUUGCUUUGAACCAUGUUCACCUUCUUGCGAGCCUGCUCACCCCUUAUAUGCCAGAGACUGCACGGUCUAUGCUAAAGCAGGUCGGUCUGGAGAAUGCGCCCUUCUCGAUCCCUGAUGUCUGGACCGCGAACACGCUCGAGCCCGGGCAAAAGAUCGGAGCAGCCACCCUUCUAUUCUCCCAAAUUCCCGCAGCUCGUCUCGAGGAAUGGCGCGACGCCUUCGGUGGCGACGAGCUCAAGAAACAGAAAGAAGCCGAAGCCGAGAAGGCCGCGGCCAAGAAAGCGGCCAAGGAUAAAAAGAAGAAAGAAAAAAGUGCGCAGAAAGCUGCCGAGAAGGAGAAGGAGAAGGCAGCUGUUGAAGCUGCCGCCGCUGCGUCCACGGCGGAUACACCUACCUCGACUCCUGCCGAAGCGCCGAGCAAUUAGGACUUGCUUUUUCAAUUCUGGCGAAUCUUGCGGGGUGUGGUGAACAAGGGGUAAAGAAAGGACGUGAUUAGACGUUAAGGGGAUGUGUGCAUCAGCGAUUGAUGGAUAGAUAGCAUAGCGAGUGUGAUUCGUGUGUUAUUGUUGUGCUGUGGUAGAGUUGAGACUGAAAGAUGAAGUUAAACCUGCAAUCUGCUGACUGGGGGCAUGGUUAUGUGUUCCUUGGUUUGAACACUGCGUUGCGCUGUUGGUAGUAGAUUUGGAAGGCCAUAUUAAACUAAACUCGGCCAAGGUAUUUCGCUGCCUAGGUUGCUUUAGGUAGAUGAAUGGAAAUGAAAAUACUAGGACUAUCUGCGACAUGUUUAUGUGUAGAGAGUUUAAGGAUAAGAGUGAUUAGGGAGGUUAAUGAACACUGAACACUGCGCAGUACAGUCUGGCAGGUUACCUGCACAGCCGAUAUCGCGUGGUUGAAUGGGCAAGAGAACUUAUAGUCCAAGUUGAGAUAUCCGGCCAGGCCAAUCUUCUCGUGAUUAUAUGUAGCUUACCUGAUUGACUUACUUGUACAUAUAUACUGUUACUUUAAGAUACCUAUGAGGCAUUAGACUAUCUAGGGCAUGUGUGUUCGAG
This is a messenger RNA of Xylaria bambusicola, 2891 nucleotides long. RefSeq names its product tRNA synthetases class I (M)-domain-containing protein. Gene Ontology annotation, molecular function: ATP binding; methionine-tRNA ligase activity. The coding region runs from base 267 to 2267 and encodes 666 amino acids. The transcript has 18 exons. NCBI's taxonomy places the organism in Eukaryota, Fungi, Ascomycota, Sordariomycetes, Xylariales, Xylariaceae. Gene Ontology annotation, biological process: methionyl-tRNA aminoacylation. The record is from RefSeq and is a predicted model, not a curated record. Gene Ontology annotation, cellular component: cytosol; aminoacyl-tRNA synthetase multienzyme complex.